AGUCUGGCGUAGUGGGUGUGAGGCUGGAGCUCUACUCUGCGUGGAAAUGAGAGAGCAGGAGGCCCUGACUUGUGCGUUAUCUGACUCUGGCAGAGGAGUGAGCUCUGUAGUCCGCCGUUGCAUUCAUCGAAUUACUGGCCGUGAGUUUGCGGUGAAGAUCAUGGAGGUGACAGCUGAGCAGCUGAGUCCUGAGCAGUUGGAGGAGGUGCGAGAAGCCACGCGGCGAGAGACACGCAUCCUUCGCCAGGUCGCCGGCCACCCCCACAUCAUCACUCUCAUCGAUUCCUACGAGUCUUCUAGCUUCAUGUUCCUGGUGUUUGACCUGAUGCGGAAGGGAGAGCUGUUUGACUAUCUCACAGAGAAGGUGGCCCUCUCAGAAAAGGAAACCAGGUCCAUCAUGAGGUCUCUGCUGGAAGCAGUGAGCUUUCUCCACGCCAACAACAUUGUACACCGAGACCUGAAGCCUGAGAAUAUUCUCCUAGAUGACAAUAUGCAGAUCCGACUUUCAGAUUUUGGGUUCUCCUGCCACUUGGAACCUGAUGAGAAGCUUCGAGAGUUGUGUGGGACUCCAGGGUAUCUAGCGCCAGAGAUCCUUAAGUGCUCCAUGGAUGAAACCCACCCAGGCUACGGCAAGGAGGUCGAUCUCUGGGCCUGUGGGGUGAUCUUGUUCACACUCCUGGCUGGCUCGCCACCAUUCUGGCACCGACGCCAGAUCCUGAUGUUACGCAUGAUUAUGGAGGGCCAGUACCAGUUUAGUUCACCUGAGUGGGAUGACCGUUCUGACACUGUGAAAGACCUGAUCUCGAGGCUGCUGCAGGUGGAUCCUGAGGAGCGCCUGACAGCUGAGCAAGCCCUACAGCACCCAUUCUUUGAGCGCUGUGAAGGCAGCCAACCCUGGAACCUCACCCCCCGCCAGCGGUUCCGGGUGGCAGUGUGGACAGUGCUGGCUGCUGGACGGGUGGCCUUAAGCACCCACCGUGUACGGCCGCUGACCAAGAGUGCACUGUUGAGGGACCCUUAUGCGCUGCGGCCAGUGCGGCGCCUCAUUGACAGCUGUGCCUUCCGGCUCUAUGGACACUGGGUGAAGAAGGGUGAGCAGCAGAACCGGGCAGCCCUCUUCCAGCACCGGCCCGCAGGGCCUUUUCCCAUGAUGGGCCCUGAAGAGGAGGGGGACUCAGCUACUAUCACUGAAGACGAGGCCAUGCUGGUGCUGGGCUAGUACUUCAGCCCUGAGGAAUCCCAGGAAGCAGAACUCUCCAGGAGGAGGAUUUUUAUCAUUCCAGCCCCUCUGGGCUCUGGCCUCAGGCCCCCAUGCCUGGCCAGGCCCGCCACUGAUCAAACUAUCAUAGAGACCAGCCCUGUACACCUACCCACUGGCCAGGGCUUUGAGAUCAGAGCUGAGGUGGAAGAGAGCCACCCAGAGUGCCAUGCCUGCCCUUAUCCAUGCUGCCUGUGCCAUGUAUGCAAUAAAAUCUGCUACACGCCAGGGA
Physeter macrocephalus (sperm whale) is the source of this 1490-nucleotide messenger RNA. RefSeq names its product phosphorylase kinase catalytic subunit gamma 2 (gene PHKG2). Gene Ontology annotation, biological process: glycogen biosynthetic process; protein phosphorylation. Lineage: Eukaryota; Metazoa; Chordata; Mammalia; Artiodactyla; Physeteridae. Gene Ontology annotation, molecular function: phosphorylase kinase activity; ATP binding; calmodulin binding. Gene Ontology annotation, cellular component: phosphorylase kinase complex. The record is from RefSeq and is a predicted model, not a curated record.